Molecule: messenger RNA, 1041 nt
Organism: Anopheles funestus (African malaria mosquito)
Lineage: Eukaryota; Metazoa; Arthropoda; Insecta; Diptera; Culicidae
Exons: 1
Coding region: 129-788 (219 amino acids)
Source: RefSeq, a predicted model, not a curated record
AACAGAAUAUAAUCAAACGCAAACAUUCAUUACCACGUGCGUUUGAUACGACGGCUUCAUCCGUUUGUGCAGUUUUCAGUGGAUUUUAUUGAAAAAAACACAGUACAAAAGAAAUCAACUUCCGCAAAAUGGUGGUCUAUAUCUGUGAUCACAUUGGAUCUUUGAUAAAAACGGAAUUGACAAACAAUUAUAAAUCUAGAGGCAAAUCAGAUAUUAGCGUAUCGUGCGAGGACUGCAGGAAGAACUUCGUUGGUAAAGCGUACGAUGCGGUCAAGACUGUCGGCGAUGUGGAAAAGAAUUGCGAAGAAGAAAACCCACACAAGCAAAUAUCCUGGCUCAAAACGAUACGAGCAAUGGACGAACGGGUUAAGGAUCAGUCGCCGGGUGUUAAGAAGGUGUUUGAGAUCAUCAAGCUAAUCGAUAACAUACCACGUAAAAAGCAACAAUUUGUGCGCUUCUUUCUAAACUCGAGCAGUGAAUGUAGCACACAGGAUAUAGAAACGGCUUGGUCCCUCACAGAGCAGGAAUUUGAAGAACAAAAAAAAAUAUCGAACGAAACAAACGAACGAAACCAGGAAAAGACGGCAGACAUACCGGCGAAGAACGGUACAACUGGUGCUGUUAAAAUUGUUGAAACGGAAGCGUCGUUGGAACAAGAAGAUGCACCGGUAAAGCAGAAAAAAAUUAAAACGAAACAAUCUGCCGAAAAUGACGCUGCUCCUCUAGCUAAGAUGCAGAAGAUGUCAAAGAAUGUCCAGAAAACAAAGCCGAAGAGGAAGAACCCGUAAAGCAGAAUAAAAAUAAAACAAAACAUCAUCUCCCGAGAAUGAUGCAGCUCUUCUAACGAAGAAGCAAACGACGUAAACGAAUGUAGCAGAACACAAGAGGUUGAUUAAAAGUUCGAAAAGAAGUUUCAGAAGAAAAUAGCGAAAAGUGGCUUUGUGGUGGAAAAAAUCAUAAUACGGUUGAUAAAAGCUUAAGAGAAAUAAAAUCUUAACCCAUAUUACAUUUGUACGUGUUGUCAUACGUAAAACAAAAAUA